Messenger RNA from Limanda limanda (common dab), 1854 nucleotides. RefSeq names its product TRAF3 interacting protein 2a (gene traf3ip2a). Lineage: Eukaryota; Metazoa; Chordata; Actinopteri; Pleuronectiformes; Pleuronectidae. Gene Ontology annotation, biological process: positive regulation of canonical NF-kappaB signal transduction; humoral immune response. The record is from RefSeq and is a predicted model, not a curated record. The transcript is spliced from 10 exons. The coding region runs from base 114 to 1415 and encodes 433 amino acids.
GAAAAGGACAAGCAGUGGGAAGGUUUCCUGAUUGCUGCAGAACAGGUUUGUGCUGUGGCUGAGGGAUAAGACGUUCUAUGAAAAGGGACAGCAGACACUUAUGAUCUGUAAAAAUGGACUCGUUUGAAGGACCUUGCCCUCAUCAGAGUGUUCCUGUUGAGACCGAUGAGAGCAUGUCGUCCUCCACUCUGGACUUGGUCUGGCCUCCUCCUUGUAACCAGUGUAGUGGACAUGUAGAGACCAGCAGAAGGCCACAGGACCAUGGCUGUGAAACACCUGGAGAAUAUGAUGCCGGAGAAAGGACAGUCCCCGAGAGCCGCUUCCAGCAAGAAUCCAGAGCCGCCUGCCGUGCUUCCCCGGAACCUAGCUUUAUACCCCAAACACACUUCAGACACAUGAGACCCCCCCAACCUGCAGACGUUUGGCCUCAUGGCCUCAGAGAACAGGGGACACUCUAUGAAUGGCAGCACAGUAGAGGCUUUGCAGGCCCUUCAAACUGGCCACAGGACCUCUCUGUUGAGGAGGCAGAAUGCUUGGAGGCCCCUCUUCCACUCAUGUCUAACAAUAACUCCACCUCCUAUGUCCAAUCACAAUACCCUGCUCAGUGCCCCAAUCCAAAGCAGGGGAAUUUUCCCAGAAAUUGUGCUUGUUGUCCUCAGAGAGACCUGCGCCAUCACAAUAAUCGUUCUUGUCAUUAUAAGCAUGGCCACCCAGGAGAUCCACACCACGAGCCUCAAGACCACCAACAGCCCUGGAGAGUCUCCCAAAAAAGGCAACAACCUAAAGAUGCUCCAAAUGCCUCAUCGCCUCAGAGCAAGGCGCUUCCUAGAGAUGUGAUGCAUGAGGUCAGCGUGAACUGCUCAUUGCGACCAGAUCCAGCAGCUUUCACAGGGGAAAUCAGGAAGACCAUUAGCCUGCCUGAGGAGUGUAGGAGUGUUUUCAUCACGUAUUCAGUGGACACAGCCAACGAAAUUAUUGUUUUUACCAAGUUUCUGACUGAUCAGGGAUUCAAACCAGCAAUUGACAUCUUUGAUAAUCCAAUCAGGAGAAUGGGCAUCACAAAAUGGAUGGACAGACAUUUGAAUGACAAAUCAGUGCUCAUCAUUGUGGUAAUCAGCCCCAAGUACAAAGAGGACGUGGAGGGAGAUGGAGAUGAUGACCAUGGGCUGCACACUAAAUACAUUCACAAUCAGAUCCAAAAUGAGUUCAUCCAACAAGGCUGCCUGAACUUCAGACUGGUACCUGUCCUGUUUCCUAAUGCAACCAAGAGACAUGUCCCCAACUGGCUCCAGAGCACCAGGAUCUACCGCUGGCCCCAGGACACACAGGACCUGCUGCUUCGCCUGCUCAGGGAGGAGCGCUACAUCAUCCCACAGCGGGGGUGUGACCUCACCCUCACUGUCCGGCCCCUCUGAGACAAACUGAAAAGUGGGAUAUACAGGAGCACAUUUAAAUGACACAGUUUAUUUUGUCAGAAGCCCACCACUCUGUAAGUGUGACUCAUGCUUCGAUGAAGACUGUUACUCCAGCAACAGAUGAGCUGUACAGCCUUUACCCUUUGUCAUUUGUUUUCAGAAGACCUUUCAUUCGACAUCUUCGAUGAUAACAUCUGAAAUGAGAACUAACUCACAACAUAUCAUGUAUCAAAAAUCAUGUUUUAAUUUGACUGAGAACAUAAUUUUCUCUCUGUUAUUUUCCAUUAGAACCUUCAUCUUUAUAUAAUGAGCAGGAGGCCAAGGAGAAAUGGUUUGUGUGUAUUAGAUAUUAUCUGUUAUAUUCUCUUACUUCCUAAAAGAAAGUGCAGACUGUGUUCUCAUGUACAAUUUUAAAUCCUUCUUUAAUAAAAAAUAAAUA